GCACACAAAAGUAUUAGUUUUAUAUUGAACUGAAACAUUUUACCACAAACUUAACGGCUUAAAGCAACACACACUUACAAGCUCACAGUUGUAUAGGUCUUAAAUCUGGGCACAGCAUAGCUGGGUUCUCUGCUGAGGGUCCCAACAGCUGAAAUCAAGGUGUAGGUGGCUGGAGCUUAGAAUCCUCCUUGAAGUAUAUUCAGGUUGUUAGCAGAAGGCAGUGUCUGCUUCGUGAUUGGAGGACUGAGGUCCCCAUUUCCUUGCUGGCUGUCAACCAGGAGCCAGUCACAGCUCCUAGAGGCUGUCUGCAUCCUUUGCCUUGUGGACCCCUUCUGUCUUUGAAGGAGACAGCAAAGAAUUUCCUUCGUAUCAGCCACUCUCGUGAUUCAAAUCUCUUUCACCAGGAAGAGCCCAGUCCCUUGUAAGGGCUCCAUAUGGCCAUGCCCACUGAGGACAAUUUCCUGAUAUUACAGCCAACUGAUUUAGGCCAACUACAUCUGCAAAUUCCCUUCACAGCAGUGUCUAGAUCAAUACCUAGGGGAAUGUGUGUACAAGAAGGGGUGAGGAAUCUUGGGGGUCAUCUUGUAAUUCUGCCCACCACAUGCAACAACAUGGAUAAAUCUCAUAGUAACGUUAAGCAAAAGAAGGCAGACACAAAAUAAUACAUAAUGUAUAGUUGUAUUUAUAUAAAACACAAGAAUAGGAAGCACUGAUCUUUGGGGUUAGGAGUCAGAACAGUGGUUACUCUUGAGUACAUAGUAACUGAAAAGGAACAUGUGGGGAUUCCUGGAGGCUGAUAAUUGAUCUGUGUGCUGGUUACAGGGGUGUGUUCAGCUUGUGAAAACCCAGCGAGCUGAACGUUUAUGAUUUGUGUACUUUUCUGUAAAUGCAUUAUAUUGCAAUUAAAAGGUUCUUAGGAUAAUUUGGAUUCAUUACUUGAUAAUAGAUUUGUUUCGUUUUUCCAAGAAAACAUGCACUCAAAGACAGGCAUCAGAGCGAGCACCUGAUGGGGUGGAGAAUAAGUAGGAAUACAAAGGAAACGACAGUGCCUUGCCUGGAGUGGAGAUGAUAGUACCCCUCAAACUCUACACUUGAGCACCAAGUAGUGAAAAAUUAGUACUGUCAACUUGGAGCCUGUGUGUAUGACCUACCUCAUAAUUUGGCCCAGUGCAAAGUGAAAUGCAAACCCCCUUGUUCAAAAAUUGGAAGACAGCAAGAGUGGAGCAUUCAGUCAAAAUCAAUGGUUGUGGUGGGGACAAAUGAACAAGUCCCACUCCCAAGAAGCCAGCCUGCCUGUGUGUGUGGGAGAAAGAGCCUCAUCUCAGAAUCCCAAGACUUGUUGCUAGGUGAGUUACUUUGGGCAACUAUUGCUUUAGCCCCUUCAGCUGUAAAAUUGGUUAGCCAGGGGCUAGGAGGUGAAAAUUCAUUAAUACAUGCAAGUGAAGCACGUUUUUAUGUGCCAGAAAGCAAACAAACACAGGAAUUAUUAUAAUAAUGGGGCCCUCUAAAUGUUGGAGUUUUUCUUUAAUUGGUUAAAAAGCCUACCUGUGACCUUGCAGAGAAAUACAGAAACUCUUCAUGGAUAGCACAGGGGCCACUUCUGCCUUAUGAACUAACAAAAAUCCCGAAUUCUUGGUGGUAGCCUUAUCAUGAGAUUUUACUGUGCAUUCCUUGAUCUUACCAGUUCAAAGAAGAAACUACUAAAUGCCAAGGUCUAGAGGGUAUUGGAGUCUGGGCACUUCCCCCAUCGAAGUUCUUGUGCUGAGGUUUGAGUUUCGGUCAGGUUCCCGGUUGAAUCCCUGAUCUGACUCUAGAACCUCCCGGAGUGCCUGCUGGAGCCGGGGAAGGGGCACCCUAGAAUCUUCCAACCGGCCUCAGUGGCGAGCGCUGCGGGCACGCGACUCCCAGCGCUUGGAGCCUCUGCGGUGUCAGGAUGCCAGGACUGUCGCCUGGCCGGGUUGGGGGGUGGGGACGGUAUUUCAGGCUAAGAAUUUCUGAAGAGGCACGACGUUCGCAUUGCGUUUCCGUGAUUAUUCUCCCUGACUUGCAUUCUGAAGCACGAAUCUUUCCGGAUGUAGUAACUGACUUCCUAAAGCUUUGGGGGGACUGUGGUCCCCAAAGGCUGCCGGCUGCCUGACCUAAGAUUUACGAGUGGUUUCGAGGAUGAGACAAGGUCCCAGUGUCUCGGUGACAACAGGGUCUUUGACGAACGGCCGCCGAGUUACGGCUGGGGAGGGGGAAGAGACCCGUGGCGGGGUCGGGCAGCCUGAAUUUCUUCUGCAGGAGUUGGGCGCCUGGGCGCGGGCAGGCAGCCCCGCAGGCCAUCAGCAUGCAGGAGCGGCGAGCGCCGUCCUUGAAGGGCUGCCCGGCUGACCUUGCUCCGCUUUCUCCGGAGAAAUCGCUAGAAGAGCGCGAGGACGCGGCCACGGCGGUGACUCAGUGCCCUGCGCGCCGCACGCAAAUGCUCCCUUCUAUCAAGUCCAGCUCCGCAGCGGCUGUUUCCUCUUCCUGCCCUCUUUUUCUAUUUAUUUAUUUAUUUAUUUAUUUUUGAGACGGAGUCUCGCUCUGUCGCCCAGGCUGGAGUGCAGUGGCGCGAUCCCGGCUCACGGCAACCUCCGCCUCCCGGUUCAAGCGAUUCUUCUGCCUCAGCCUCCGCAGUAGCUGGGACUACAGGCGCGUGCCACCACGCCCGGCUAAUUUUGUUUUUUGUAUUUUUAGUAGAGACGGGGUUUCGCCAUUUGGCCAGGCUGGUCUCGAACUCCUGACCUUGUGAUCCGCCCGCCUCGGCCUUCCAAAGUGCUAGGAUUACAGGAGUGAGCCACCGCGCCCAGUCCCUGGCCUCUUUUUAAUUCCAAGAUUCAAACCCGGCGUUUUCCGCUCCGCCCCUCCCCCUCCCCACGGCCCGCCUAUCAUUAGCCAGACUGCACGGGUGUUUUGUACCCUCCCUCCCCCGUCCCUAUCGGCAGAACCGAAGGCCCACCUUCGCGAUCCCUCGCUGCGGGCCGGGGGAUCAGAUGUGGCCCGCCCCCGGCAGGGCACCGCGCGCUGGGCAACCGCGAUCCGGCGCCGGACUGGAGGGGGCGGUGCGCGGUGCGCUAGGGCUCACAGGGUACGGAGCCCGGGCCCCGCUCCCCAUUGGCCGCCACCUCGGCGGGAGGGGCCUCCUCCGGCUCGUGGCACCUGGCGUCGCCCCUCCGCGGGGAAAUCGGCGGCUGCCGGGCAUGGGCGCCUGGAGGUAAAGGUACCCGGGGGUGGGGAAGGCCCCGGGCCGCGGCAAAGCUCCCUGCCACUGGCCCUGUCCUGCUUGCCGCCCCAGCGCCUGCGAAGCUUGGAUGCCCCCAGGUCCGGCCGGGCCGGCCAGAAACUUUGCCCCGCGAAGUCCCCCGCCUGCCUGACCUCACCGUGAGGCGCCACGUCGGCCGCGCGCCCUCCGGGGCCCCGGAACCCCGCGAGUCAUUGCCUGGCCGCCCCGUACCCCGCGCCCGCGGCGCCCGGUCGCCAGGAUGCGCUACGCGGACCCCUCGGCCAACCGGGAUUUGCUGGGGAACCGAACUUUGCUCUUCAUCUUCAUCUGCGCCUUCGCCUUGGUGACCUUGCUGCAACAGAUCCUGUAUGGCAGGAACUACAUUAAGAGAGGCCUCCAGUUUGGUUGGCAGAGUGGUGACCAGCUGUCCAAUUGGACGGGGCUCUUUAAUGUCACGGAUGAUCCAGCAGUGCAGAGCGGCAGUGACUCCAGCUCCAGGUACUUUGAAUUUUACGAGGGGCCUUUUGAAUAUAACUCCACAAGAUGCCUGGAGCUGAGGCACGAAAUAUUGGAAGUGAAGGUGCUGUCCAUGGUGAAGCAGUCAGAGCUGUUCGACAGGUGGAAGAGCCUCCAGAUGUGCAAAUGGGCGAUGAACAUCUCUGAGGCCAACCAGUUCAAGUCCACUCUGUCCAGGUGCUGCAACGCCCCUGCCUUUCUCUUCACCACCCAGAAGAACACUCCCCUGGGGACAAAGCUCAAGUAUGAGGUGGACACCAGCGGCAUCUAUCACAUCAACCAGGAGAUUUUCCGCAUGUUUCCCAAGGACAUGCCCUACUACCGAUCCCAGUUUAAGAAGUGUGCUGUGGUGGGCAACGGAGGCAUCCUGAAGAACAGCCGCUGCGGGAGGGAGAUCAACAGCGCCGACUUCGUCUUCCGGUGCAACCUGCCCCCCAUCUCAGAGAAGUAUACCAUGGACGUGGGGGUGAAGACGGAUGUGGUCACUGUGAACCCCAGCAUCAUCACAGAGAGGUUCCACAAGCUGGAGAAGUGGCGGCGGCCGUUCUACCGCGUGCUGCAGGUGUAUGAGAAUGCGUCGGUGCUGCUGCCCGCCUUCUACAACACGCGCAACACCGACGUGUCCAUCCGCGUCAAGUACGUGCUGGACGACUUCGAGUCGCCGCAGGCUGUCUACUACUUCCACCCACAGUACCUGGUCAACGUGUCGCGCUACUGGCUCAGCCUGGGCGUGCGAGCCAAGCGCAUCAGCACUGGCCUCAUUCUGGCCACUGCGGCGCUGGAGCUCUGUGAGGAGGUGCACCUCUUCGGCUUCUGGGCCUUCCCCAUGAACCCCUCGGGCCUCUACAUCACUCACCACUACUAUGACAACGUCAAGCCGCGUCCCGGCUUCCACGCCAUGCCCUCCGAGAUCUUCAACUUCCUGCACUUGCACAGCCGAGGCAUCCUCCGCGUGCACACGGGCACCUGCAGCUGCUGCUGAUGGCGGCUCACCAGGCUGUCCGGCAAGCGGUGCAUUCUCUCCUGCUGUCCCUACCGGUUGAACUGGGAGUCCUGAACCGCGCAGCGUGGGGACCUGGCGUUCAGACUGCCUCUCCCUCCGUAGUUCAGUUCUGUACUUGGAUACUGGGGUGGGGAGGCAGGUUUGGGAACCGGGGCAGAAUCAGCUCUGUGCUGAGCCUCCUGGCCUGGCCCCCACCGGUGCAUCUGCCCAGUGCCUCCACCUGCUCCGGCUAGCAUGCUGCUGGACCACACCCCAAGAUCAGGGGCCCUGGGGACUGCAAGUGAAUAAAGCACAUUUCCACCCAAUUUUGUCAUCCAAGAGAGAGCACAAACUGCAGACCCUUAUUGCAGCUAAAGGAAGGCCCUACAGAGAAUGGAAUCAAGGGCAGAGACAGGACACUUCACAGGACACUUGAGCACAGUGAAGAUUUUAUUCACACUUUUGGUUCCUGAGUUUUAUAUCGAGGACUCAGCUAUGAAUUGCUAUCUAAAUCUCAGAGCUUAGAGGCCAACCCAGUGACUAGACCUUCCAGUGAAGAAAGUGAUCUCAAGAGGUCCAGGGACUUAACAGCCAAGCCACACCACCCGACACGUUCUUCCAUGACACACAGAGAUCUAACGCAAGGCCUGGGUUAUGUCUUGGUUGAGACAUCACCUGAGAAGCACCACAUCCUUUCAGACACAUCCUCGGACACACACGCAGUCUUGGUGCCCCCAGGUUCAAUCCUACGUUAGUUCUUUUGAUGAGAAGGAAAUAAACCAAACCAGCCACUUGCACUAUGGCUUCCAAGCCAAUGUUAUUGACUCAAUAAGUGCUUAGCGAUUGACUUCCUCUUCUGUCUCCCUAUUUUCAGCUCCAUUUAAACCAGGAGUUAUUUAUAAAGACCUCUUCUUCUCA
Messenger RNA from Macaca mulatta (Rhesus monkey), 5660 nucleotides. RefSeq names its product ST8 alpha-N-acetyl-neuraminide alpha-2,8-sialyltransferase 5 (gene ST8SIA5). Lineage: Eukaryota; Metazoa; Chordata; Mammalia; Primates; Cercopithecidae. Gene Ontology annotation, molecular function: alpha-N-acetylneuraminate alpha-2,8-sialyltransferase activity. Gene Ontology annotation, biological process: oligosaccharide metabolic process; N-glycan processing. The record is from RefSeq and is a predicted model, not a curated record.